Messenger RNA from Saprolegnia parasitica CBS 223.65, 15783 nucleotides. RefSeq lists its product as hypothetical. The record is from RefSeq and is a predicted model, not a curated record. The transcript is spliced from 9 exons. Bases 1 to 15783 code for a protein of 5260 amino acids. Lineage: Eukaryota; Oomycota; Saprolegniomycetes; Saprolegniales; Saprolegniaceae.
AUGGCCGGGCCCCGUUUCAAGAAGCGAGCGAUGCUACCCUGGUUUACCGGGUGGUGCAUCGUUCUUUGGUGGGUGACGUCGUGCGUGGGCGGCGUCGCAGCGCAAGGUGGUCUUGUGCAACCCGUCGGCGGGUACCCCGUUGGCGGCGACAACCCACGCAGCGAGGCCCGUGGCAGCGCAAGCGAAGACGCGGACUCGGGCGGCUCGAGCCUUCUUCGUGAAGCUCGUGCCCGCGCCCUUAGCGCGUACUCGGAGGCAGCGAACGACCCGUGCGCCGCCUUCAACACGCGCCCGGACGUGACCGAGCCGUACUGGACGCGGAUGGCGUCAUGUGCUGUGUGUGCUGCCAUGCAAGGCUGCGGGUUCUGCCUCGCAACGCUCUUGUGUGAGCCCGGUGGUCCGGCCGGUCCGACGGCAGGCGUCUGCGACACGUGGCUUUCCGCGGCGGCGCAGUGCCCGACCGAACCCGACUGCACGGCGCAUACCACAUGCGGCGCGUGCGCGUCGUCGGAUGGUGCGUGCGCGUGGUGCACAAAGACCAGCACAUGCAUGCCGACGGACGCGGUGUCGGAUGCGACGUGCGGCAGUGUCGUGACCUCGCCACCGUGCCCGAUCAAGGUCAUCAAGGCCACAAACUUUGUGACGGGCGUGGUGACGAUCUACGCCGACCCAGCGACCAACACGUCGGCCUCGUGGUCCAAGGACGUUCCUACAACGCUACGAUCGGCGAGCGCGUACGUCGCGUUGCACGCGGCGAGCGACGUAGCGGUGUCGGCCGGUGACACAAACACGGUCAACACGAUGGGGCACAGCGUCUCUGUCAGCGCUGGCAGUGGAUUGAGUGCCGAUCGAGGCGCCGGCGGGUCGGUCUCGAUCAAUGCCGGCAGCGGUGCGGGUCAGGUCGCGCUGGGUGGCGCCGGCGCGGGCGGCAACGUCAGCGCUCAUGCUGGCUCGUCGCUUCAAGGGGUCGGUGGCAGUAUCAACCUCUCCGGAGGUACUGGCAAUAGCUCUGGUGGCGCAAUCCGACUGCUCUCGGGCCCAAGCGUUUCCGGUCCAACGGGCGCCAUCUCGAUCGCGACCGCCGACGGUCCAGGUGGAAAGGGCACUGGCAACAUUACCAUCCAAACGGGCGGCUCGACACUCGCGUCGGGCUCUAUCGUGGUUGCGGCUGGCGCCGCGAUCUUCCCGGGCUCGCUCGUGCUCGCCGGUGGCGCUGCCACGGCGGGUAACACGACGAUACUUGCGCAACCCGGCGGCAAUGUCGUUGUGACGAGCGGAGCUUCGGCGCUCUCGACCGGCGGUACGACUAUCGUGACGACGGGCGACGGCAACUCGAGCAGUGGCGUCUUGCGACUGCAAACGGGUGGCAACAGCUCGACAUCGGGCAACGUCAUCCUUGGUUCCGGCGGCGCUACGCUGAAAAGCGGCGACGUCCGCAUCGGUUCGGGUAGCGUCAAGGUGCGCGGCGCCGUCGCCGGCGCGGUACGCAUCGGGUCCGGCAACGAUAUCAACGCCGCCAUCAGUGCCAACAUUACGGUGGUCGCGUCGUCCACGGUCGCGGGUCCGCAAGCAGGUAGCGUGCUUGUCAAGGGUGGCGACGCCGGUCAAAGCGCCGAGAUGACCCUUGUCGAUGGUGUCGCUGGCGCCGUGUCGAUUGAAGGUGGUCGCACGGUGCGUUCAACUGCCGCUAGCCAUGGCGGUGACGUGUCCGUGGCUGGUGGCGCUGCCGAAGCUGGCCAAGGCGGCAAACUCAAACUCAUCUCUGGCUCCAGUCGGCUUGGCAGCAGCGGCGACACAUUGGUGCUCUCGGGGCCGUCGGCCGCUGCAUCGGGUUCGGUGCGUGUCGCGUCGGGCAACUCGGUCACGGGCGCGUCUGGCGCUGUUAGCAUCAACACGGGCGACGCCGCCAACGCGGUAGCUGGACGUCUCGAUCUUCGCCCGGGUGUGAGUGGCAACGGCGUCGGCGCAGAUGUCAGCGUUGCUGCGGGCGCGAGUACGACAAACACGGGCGGGGCUGUGUCGCUCGCAAGUGGCCGCUCGUUGACGGGUACCUCGGGCGACGUGCGUAUCUUGACGACAACGGCGCCAACGUCGGGCUCGCUCACGCUGUCGACUAGCAACGCCGUCGUCUCGUCGGGCGACGUCAAGAUCGCAACGGGCGCGGCGGGGAAGAGUGGUACGGUCGGCGCGAUUUCGUUGAAGUCUGGCGACGGACCUCAACCUCUUGUUUCAGUUUCGAUCGCGUCGGGUGCAGCAAACACGCCUCAAGAAAAGGGUGGCGCCAUGUCGCUCAAGGCAGGCGACGGGUCGUCAACAGACGGUGGCGUCGGUGGCGACAUCGACAUUUCAAGUGGCGCAGGACGUGGGUUGCACACGAGCCCGUCCGGCGUCGGCAAUGGCGGCAAGUUGACGUUGAAGAGUGGCGCAUCGACCGAAGGCGAGGGUGGCGUUUUGUCUAUCGUGGGUGGCGCCUCGCAGCUGGCCACGGGCGGCACUGUCGCUCUUAUGAGUGGCGCGUCGACGCAAGCAACAAGCGGCGAUGUCCAAGUCCUCACGGCGCCUAGCGGUAUUGCGGGCGGCAGCGGCAAGAUUACGCUCCGGUCUGGCGCGGCGACGGGCGGCAAUGCCGGCGACAUUUCGCUCCAGUCGGGUAGCGCCACGAACGGACGAGCUGGCGCCAUUAGUGUCCAAGGUGGCGCCGGUGAUACCGGCGACGGCAGUAGUCUCUCGCUGGCGGCAGGCCCGACGUCGGCUCCAGCGUCAACCGGUGGUGUCGUCACGCUCCAAGGCGGCGACGGAACGAGCACCGACGGCGGCGACGGCGGCAACGGCGGGGCGGUUUACGUCUCUGGUGGUGCCAGUCUUGGCCAAGCGACCAAGAACAUUGGCGGCGCGCUCUCACUCAGCGGUGGUGCGGCCGCUGCGGGCAUUGGCGGCGACGUGUCGCUCAUGUCGGGUGGUAGUCACGUGUACAGCUCGGGCUCUGUCACCAUUGGCUCGGCAUCGUCGGGUCCGCAAGGUUUCAGUGGCGACGUCAACAUCAACACUGGCACGGCCGUGGCCGGUGCAUCGGGCAGUAUUCAGCUCUCGAGUGGUACUGGUCAAACCGGUAGCGGCGGGUCCAUCGAACUCUUGGUCGGCGCGGGCAACAUCAAUGACGGCGGCUCGGUGACGGUCAAGGCAGGCGAGACGACGACGCAAGGUCGUGUUGGUGGCUCCAUCGAGUUGAUCGGUGGUACCGGCUCAAACCCGAGUACUAUUGACGGUGGCGACGGUGGUGCCGUCAGCAUCCAAGGCGGCCAAUCAAUGGGCCAAAACAGUGCCGACAACGGCGGUAACGUGGCUUUGACGGGCGGCAACGCCGUCGCGGGCUACGGUGGUUCGAUCUCUCUCACGUCCGGCAUCGGUCAAAGCUCGACAAGUGGCUCCAUCCUAAUACAAACGGCCAACGCGGGCACAAGUGGCGUGAGCGGCCUUCUUUCGAUUGCAACCGGUACGUCGAGCCAAGGCAGCACCGGUGCCAUUUCGAUUGUCUCGGGCAGCGCGACCGGUGGCAGCGGUGGUGCCAUCACGGUCCAGGUCGGCGGCGGAACGUUUGGAGAAGGCGGGUCGCUCGUCAUGAGCGCCGGUGCGACCACGGACGCUCGAACGGGUGGUUAUGUCUCUCUUGCGACUGGCGCGAGCGCGCAAACGUCAAGCGGCGACCUGUCGCUUCGCUCCUCGAACGCCGGUCAAGAAGGUGUGAGUGGCACUGUCUCGGUGCAUACGGGAACGUCGAGCGCCGGCACCACGGGUGCCAUCUGUGGUCGCGGUGGUGACUUCAUCGUGACUGUCGGCACGGGCAACAAAGGCAACGGCGGCGAGCUUUCGUUAACGGCCGGCGAGUCGACCGAGGCCAAGUCGUCGGGCGGCAGUGUGACGGUGACAGGUGGUCAAGGCUCGAGCAAGACAAACGUCGGUGGUGGCUCGGGCGGCGACGUGAACGUCUUUGGCGGUGCAGCAAGAGGCAUGAACAAGGUUGACACGGGAGGCGACAUUCGUCUCGAAGCCGGCCCGUACACGACGAGUGGUAGCAUCCAAGUGUCGACGGCCAACGCUGGCUCCGCCGGCAUGAGUGGUGCGCUCAGCUUGGCGACGGGUGGGGCCACCCGCGGCAACACGGGCGACAUGACAUUAUCGACAAGCGCCACCAAGCUUGGCGUCGCUGGCUCCAUCACGCUGUCAGGCGGUCAGAGCACGUGCGGCAUUGGCGGCCAAAUCUCGUUGUCGGCUGGCCCCGCCGUUAGCAAAGCAAUUGGCGGCUCCGUUUCGAUCCAGUCGGGCGCGGGCGAACAUACAGCGAGCGGUAGCGUUGCCAUCGGAACAGGAAGCGCCGGCUCGAUAGCCAGCAAAGGCGCAUCGUCGGGCAGCAUCGUCAUGCAAACGGGCCCGACGGUGAUUGGCGCGUCUGGAUCAAUUGUGCUCCAAACGGGCGAUGCCACGAGUGGCUCGGGCGGCGGCAUCUCGAUGACGGUGGGAUCGGGCGACAAGGGCAACGUCUUUACGCCGGACGAAGGCGUUGGUGGCAGCAUCGUCCUGAAGGCGGGCGACACCAAAGCCAACAAGAAGAUCGGUGGCGCCAUCGAAUUGACCGCCGGCACGGGCGUCAACGUCGACACGUUCUACGGUGGUCGCGGUGGCUCCAUCAAGAUUGCUGGAGGGGAGUCGAAAGGACGCAGCAAAACCAACAGCGAGGGCGGCGUGGUCCAGCUCCAUGGUGGCAAGGCCGACUUCUCGACUGGUGGUGCCGUCGAGCUCCACAGUGGUGUGAGCGCGAGCGCGGCAAGCGGUGAUAUCAAGCUCAAGACAGCCGAUACCACGGGACAGAGCGCGGUCAGUGGAACGGUUGUCAUCGAAACGGGCAGCGCCAUCACUGGUCCCAAGGCCAAGGCUGGCAACUUUUCCGUGACCACGGGCAAGUCGAUGACACCUUCCAACAUUACGUUGCGCAUUGGUACCAACGAUCUCGGUCGUGGCGGCGACAUCGUGCUCUCGGCGGGUACGACGCUCGAGUAUGGCAAGGCCGGCGGUGACGUGCGUGUGCUCGCUGGUACGGGCGCGAGCAAACGACGCAACGGCGGCGGUCACGGCGGACAGCUUGUGCUGGAAGGCGGAACCUCAAUGGGUGGCGACACGAAGGACGUUGGUGGCUUUGUCGGGAUUGCUGGCGGCGUGUCCAUGAGCGGCCCCGGCGGCUCCGUGUCCAUUGCCUCGGGUACGAGCAAAGAGGGCGGGUCGGGGGCGCUAUCGCUGCAGACGGCCAAUGCUGGCCGUGUCGGCAGCACAGGCGCCAUUACCAUGACCACGGGCCAGGCGACGCACGGUCCGUCGGGCGACAUUGUGUUGCGGUCUGGCGACGCACCCUCCACUCCGUCACGUCAGCACCCAAACAAGCAAGCGACUGCUGGCAGCAUUUCCGUCGAGGUUGGUGCCAGUGGCUCGACAGAUGGCGGGGCGAUCAAACUUGUUGCCGGGUUUGCGAGCGCGGACGCCCGCACGGGCGGUGGUGUCACGGUGCAAUCGGGCGCGUCAAAGUCGUCCAGCGGCGACCUCCUUUUCGAGACGCCUAUGGCACCUAGCCGUGGCGUGAGCGGCUCGGUGACUGUUGUGACGGGCAAGGCUGCCAAAGGGUUGUCCGGUGGCAUCCAGCUUUCAACGGGCGCGUCAACCGAUGGCGUUGCUGGCCAGGUGCUCUUGAGUGUCGGUGACACAGUGACGCAGGGCGGCGGUAGCUUGGUUGCCUCUGCUGGCGAUUCGCUCGCGCGUGAUAGCAGCGGCGGCCACCUCGACUUGCGUGCCGGUGCGGGCGUGAACCGCGACACGUCGGCCAUUGGAGGCAGUGGCGGCCGUGUUUCGAUCGCUGGCGGCCGAGCGCAUGGUUUGAGCCCCGACGUGAACAGCGGCGGCGAAGUCGCUCUUCUCGGUGGCGACGCUGAUGUCGGCGCCGGCGGUAGUGUCUCUAUUGCGAGCGGUGCUGGCGCUGGCAAGCGCAGCGGCAACGUUCAGGUUGCCUCAGCUGUAUCUCCUCGCGGUGACUCGGGUGUCGUAACCGUCGCGACGGGUGAUUCCCAGAAGGGCAACUCCGGCGGCAUUCUCGUAGAGACGGGCGCCACUGAGAGCGGUGGAAGCGGAAGUAUUCAAUUGCGCGCCGGCCACGCCGCGAAAGGACUCGGUGGCAACAUUGAGCUCACGGCCGGCUCGGCGUCUGCGUCUGCUGGCGGCACCGUCAAGAUCCAGUCGGGGCCAUCGUCGGCGGCCAGCAGCGGUGAUGUACUGGUCUCGACGCCGCAAGUGACCUCGAAGAAGGCCCAGAGCGGUAGCUUCCGUGUCGUGACGGGCUCGACCGAUGGCGGCAACUCUGGCACCGUGUCCAUCGGCACCGGCGCCUCUAGUCGCGGGUCUGCUGGUGACGUCGUUGUUGCCGCCGGCGACAGCAGCCGCAUCGGUGGCAACGUCCAGAUCAACGCCGGCACGGGCUCUGCCCAUGGUGGAUCCAUCUCUCUAAAGGCAGGUGCCGGUCCAUCGGACGCGAGCGGCACCGUGUCGAUCACAACGACGGGCGUGGGCAAGAGUGGCAGUAUCGUCAUGACGACGGGUGACUCGACAAACGACGCGUCGUCGGGUCGACUGACCAUUGCCUCGGGCACGUCGAGCAACGGCGUGGGUGGCGAUGUCACGGUUCGCGUCGGCGAAGGCAGCUCCCACACUGGAGGUACUCUUGAGCUCUCGGCCGGCGCCAACAGCAAUAUCGGUGGCCGUGUCAAAGUCACUGGUGGUGAAGCACGCUUGUCCACUGGUGGCGCCGUUGACGUGUCGGGCGGUUUUGGUGCUUCCGCUGGCGGUACUGUCACUGUGAGCGGUGGUAAAUCAAAGUUCUCGGACGGUGGCUCGGUAGCUGUGACGUCUGGAGCGUCGGGCUCAAUGUCCAGUGGCUCCAUUUCGAUUUCAUCGGCUGACUCUAGUUUGAACGGUGCCAGCGGCGCUGUCUCGAUCCAAACUGGCUUCUCCGGCUACGGUAACUCGGGCGCCAUCGCUCUGUCGACGGGCCUUACGCGAAGCGGACGUGCUGGCUCCAUCAGCGCCAGUGUCGGCACAGGACACAAGGGUGACGGCGGUGACAUCGCGAUGCGUACCGGUAACACAACGGACGGCACUGCUAGCGGUGGCGCCCUCUCGCUUGAAACCGGGUCAAGCAAAGCUGCUUCAAGUGGCGCUCUCUCGCUUCGGACGACGAGCUCGGCCACGUCGGGCGUCAUCUCGAUCACCACGGGACAAACAACCGACGGCAGCUCGGGCAGCAUUGUCGUGGAGACGGGCUACGCGACUCAAGGCGCGGGCGGCGACAUUACCGUGGCUGUUGGUUCUGGCUCGAUGAGCAAUGGCGGCAACGUAGUUGUCUCCAGUGGUGCAACAACACGCGCCGGCGCCACUGGCGGCAAUGUGACUCUGAGCGCUGGCUCGGGCGACGCGAUCGAUGGUGGCAGUGGCGGCGCCAUUCGUGUUUCGGGCGGCUCGAGCCGCGGUCUCGAUGCGUCGACCAACGUUGGCGGCAGCGUCGUUGUCUCGGGCGGGAGCGCUUCCGCGUCAACGGGUGGCACCGUUUCCAUUGUGAGCGGGAAGAGCGACCGCUCUGCGAGUGGUGCAGUUGCGCUGUCGUCAUCCGAUGCGGCAAGUGCCAACACAGGGGCCAUCAAGAUCGCGACGGGUACCACGACGCAGGGCAAGUCCGGCUCUGUUGUUGUCCAGACGGGUGCAAGUGAUGACGGUGUUGCCGGCGACAUUGUUCUUGCGGCGGGAAGCAGCUCGAGUGCCACUGGCGGUGCGCUUCGUCUCGCGGGCGGCCCGAGCAUGGCAUCCACUGGCGGUGCUGUAACCGUCGAAGGCGGGGCGUCCAAAAAGGCAACCAGCGGCGGCAUCUCGCUCGGAUCGGCAGGCUCCAAGAGCAGCGGCAACAGCGUCUUGUACACGGGCCAAGCAUCCACGGGCAAGGCCGGCGACAUUGUCGUAGCGUCGGGCAGCGCGUCCGCUGGCACUGCGGGGUCCAUCGUAACAAGUGCGGGUCUUUCUCAUGUCGGCAGCGGGGCGGACGUGAACGUGACAGCCGGUGCCUCCACCGUCGAUGAUGGCGGUCGCAUUACUUUGGUGUCUGGUGCCUCCCAAACCUCGUCCAGUGGGGUCAUUGCGCUGUCCAGUGCCCCCUCGAAAACAAGUGGCGACGUCGCCCUUGAAACGGGCUUGGCGACAGAGGGCGCGUCAGGUGCCCUUCGUUUGACGACCGGUCGGGCAACUGUCGGUGCCGCCGGUGAUAUCUUGGUCUCUGUGGGGUCAAGCACCGGCACAAACGGAGGUGCACUACGCCUCACAUCGGGAGCGUCGAGCCAAGUCGGCGGCAGCCUGGCCCUUGAGACUGGUGAGAGCACCGCGUCAACGUCCGCGUCUCAAACCGGGUCGAUACUCCUUCGCACGGCCGAUGGGGUGUCCACGGGCUCGAUCAACGUGACCUCGGGUGCAGCGACGUCAGCUUCCGGCGCCAUUACGCUUUUGUCCGGUCUCUCGACCAGUACUACGGCUGGCAGCGUCUCCAUCGGUGUCGGGGCAAGCCAUCUCACUGGCGGCGAGCUGGCGCUCACCUCGGGUGUGUCGGUAACCGAAACGGGCGGCCGUAUCUCUAUCACGUCUGGCGUCGGCAAGGCAACGACAAGUGGAGCUGUGGUAUUGCAGUCGGCGGCGGCUGGCAAGUCGGGUGCGUCAGGAUCAGUCCACAUGCUCUCGGGACCGUCUUCUGCUGGAAACACAGGGUCCGUCGUUAUCAGCUCGGGCGCUGCCAAGGCUACAGGUGGCGCUGUAACCCUUUCCGGCGGCGCUGGUCACACUGGCGGUGACGUUGCUGUGGAAGCUGGUGCGUCCGAUACUAGCGUCGGUGGCGCGGUUCGGUUGACUACGGGUGCCAGUGGCGCGUCUGGUGUCAGUGGUGCCAUCGGGUUUUCAACUGCCGGUGGCAGUGAUCACGCUACGGGUGGCGUGAAACUCGCCUCCGGGUCGUCGAAGCUCGGCAGCGCUGGAACUGUGGACGUGAACGCGGGAUCUGGUACGGCAGGAGGCAAGAUUGCUGUCGUCGCGGGAGCCAGCUCGCAAUCAAACGGCGGCUCUCUGAUUGUGAGCGCUGGUGCAACGUCCGCUUCUUCAUCGUCUGGCGGCAACGUCUUUGUCCAAGCCGGCUCUGCGGCAGCGCCUGGUGCUCUCGGUGGCAAUGUGACUGUCAUGGGUGGCCACGGCAACGGGUCGGCAGCGGCUGCGUCGGGUACUGUGAGCAUCUUUGGCGGUGAGAGCGACAAAAGCGUCGGCGGGGCCAUACAGAUUCGCUCCGGUGGAAGCCAAGGCGACGUCUCGGGCAGUGUCGCAAUUGCAACCAAAGCAAGCUCGAGCACUGGUGACUUGACGCUUGCAACGGGCGCAGCAUCGGGGGGCAUGGGGGGCAGUUUGCAUGUGCAGACUGGCUCUGGCUCGUCGGCUGGCUCCGUGGGUAUUACCCUCGGGGCUAGUUCUGCUGCGCCGGUUGGGGCUCAAGUCAGCGUCGUUGCUGGCAGUGCGGCGUCUGGCGGCGCCAUCUCGCUCGUAUCGGGCUCGAGCACGGCCAAUGUCCGCGAAUCGUCCACGGGCGGUAUUUCCAUUGCCUCCAGCUCAACGACGACGAUGGGCAACUCUGGGAGCGUUGACCUCUCGACUGGCAACGUUGUGGACGGUCAAGUGGGUACCCUCUCGCUGGCGACUGGCUCGGCGUCCGUUGGCUCGGGCGGCACGGUCAAGGUCUCUGCUGGCAGCGGUGACAUGGGCGGAUCGAUUCGGCUUAUCAGUGGCAGCAGCCAGAAGGCGACCAACUCUGGCGGUGAUAUUGUGCUCACAUCGGGCUCGGCCGUGGAUACAAGUGGUGCAAUCUCGCUGAUGUCUCUUAAUGGGAGCACCACGGGCGGCUCUGGCGUCGUGUCCAUUGCAACGGGUGCCGUGACCGCGGCGCACCAAGCGUCUGGCGAGAUCGUGUUGACAACUGGAGCAUCGUUGGCCGAAGCUGGUGGCAUCGCGCUCCGCGCGGGUGAUUCAACGACGAAAGGCGCUGCUGUGACGAUCUCGUCGGGCUCGUCCUCCGGUGUCGAAGGCGGCGCCCUUGAGUUGACGUCUGGUUCAUCGCCGGUGACAACGGGGCGUGUUGUGGUGUCUUCGGCCACUGCCGACGCCUCGUCUGGAUCAAUUUCGAUGGCAUCGGGCGACGCGAUCCAAGCCUCAGGAACCGUGCGCCUUGCGUCCGGCCACUCGACGUCGGGUGCUGCCGGUAACGUCGUGGUGUCUGCAGGUGCUGCAUUGCGCGAGGCUGGCGACGUUGCCGUGAUUGGAGGCUCGUCGGCUAGCGCUCUCGGAGGUAAUGUCAACGUCACGUCGGGCACCGGUGCCGCAGGCUCGGGUCGCUUGGCCAUCACGACGGCCGGCAGUGCUUUGAGUGGGUCCAUCACCCUUGCAUCGGGCGAUGCAACGAGCGAGUCGUCGGGCUCCGUUGCUAUCUCUACGGGAUCUUCCAGUGCGGCGCCCGGCACGUUGACGUUAUCCGUUGGCAAGACGUCCGGCGACGCCACCUACGACGGCGGGGACAUUGUUCUUGCAGCUGGUAAUGCCGUGUCUGGCGAUGGUGGAGCUAUCUCGAUCGGUUCUGGUGCGGGGCGAGGGUCGAGCGGCAAGGUCAUUCUCUCAACAAGCUCGAGCGACGCGUCUGGCUCGAUCGCUAUCACUACAGGCGACGCCAGCACGGGAGCAUCCGGUACGAUCCGCAUCAGCUCCAGCGCCGGCAGCUCAAGUGGUCAUGUUGCCAUUGCCACUGGUGACAGCAGUCGCACGAGUGGUGGAACCGUCUCGUUGAGUGCAGGACGCUCAACGACGGCGACGGGCGGCGCCGUCUCGAUUGCGUCUGGCACGGGCGCUUUGUCCACUAGCGGUGACGUCACGAUCCAUACGCCGGCAGGUAUCAGCGGCAGCGGUGCCCUGACUUUGGCCACCGGCAUGUCAGAAACCAGAACUGCAGGAAGUAUCGCGCUUUCCAGUGGAUCGUCGGCGUCUGGCAGCGCCGGCAACAUUGCGGUCAAUGUCGGCGCCUCUCAAGGCCAUGACGCCGGGACCUUUUCGGUCAGUGGCUCAGAAUCAACGACUGGUGCUGGCGGCGCCAUUGCGCUUACGUCUGGGGCCAGCAAGUUUGGCGAGGGUGGCGCUUUGUCUUUGACCUCUGGCAGUAGUGUGAGCGAUGGGACGGGUGGUCUUCUGGCGCUGCAAGGCGGCGAUAGUGCGUAUGGCGUCGGCGGCGCUGUCAAAGUUACGUCUGGCUCGAGCUCGGACGCCAGUGGUACUAUCGCAGUUCAGUCGGCGUCGACAGCUCAAGGCUCUUCUGGCUCGCUGACCGUUGGCUCGGGGCAGGCGGCUCAUAUUUCGGGAGCUGUUACCGUCGCCUCGGGCAUCUCGAGCACGCAGUCGGGCGCCGUGUUGAUUCGCUCGGGCGACAGCGAGGGACAGACGGGCGCUAUCGACAUUGCCGGCGGCGCUAGUCGCUUUGGCACAGGAGCUGCCAUUGGCAUCACAAGUGGAUCGGGCGAGACCAGUGGCGCUGUCCGAGUUAUCACGGCCGAUGGUUCCAGCUCGGGCGGCUUGACACUUGGCACCGGUAGUGCCGCGUCCGACGCUGCGGGUUCGGUGUCGAUUGCUACAGGCAGCAGCUCGGCUGGCGUCUCGGGCUCGAUUGUUCUUUCCGUUGGCUCGUCGACGUCACGCGAGGCGGGCAGCAUCCGUGUCUCGAGUGGUGCCAGCGACGCAACGGGUGGUCUUGUUGAAAUCACUUCGGGUCGCAGUACGUUGACGGUCUCUGGGUCGGUCGUGCUGUCUUCUUCUUCCAGUGCUUCGAGUGGAAACACUGUCAUUGCGACGGGUGCCGCUACGACAGCUGCAUCUGGUUCCGUUCAGAUCCGUUCCGGAGCCGGUGCUGCGGCCGCGGGCGGGAUUGCGCUCACCGCAGGAAGCAGUGCGACGGGGCAAGCUGGCAACAUCACUAUCGCCGCUGGCGAAGGUAUCCAAAGUGGCUCCGUGUCGAUCCAGUCGGGCGGCAGCCAUGCUGGGGUCUCGGGCCGAGUUAGCAUCACAUCUGUGGUGACAGGCUCGACCGGCUCGAUUGACGUCCGGACUGGCUCCGCGACGGCGGGCACCUCUGGAAACCUGGAGAUUGGCACUGGCAGUGCUCUUGGUGGCGAUGCUGGCAGCGUCGUUAUUGCGGCGGGUGCAACAAAUACUCGCCAAGGUAGCGACGUGUCGCUAUCUGGUGGUGUCUCGGACGCGGGUGUCGGAGGCGCCGUGUACCUCACUAGCGGUGCUGGUGCCGCGGUGUCGGGCAGCGUCCAGCUUCUUACGGCGUCCUCGUCUUCAAGCGGUGCUGUUGUCAUUGCAAGCGGUCUUCCCACGGCUGGUCCAUCGGGCAGCAUCACAUUGUCCACGCACGACUCGGCGUCGGGUGCCAGCGGAGACGUUCUCGUGUCGUCGGGCGUUGGUGUCAACGGCGGCCGUGUCUCGAUGGUUGCUGGUGCAUCGACCGGUGCGACGUCUGGCGGCGCGAUUGCGAUUACGUCGGGCUCUAGUAUCACGGGCGCGAGUGGCACGAUUGCAAUUGCAACUGCGUCGGGUGCUUCCACGGGUCGUCUGACGCUCUCCACCGGUGCGUCAACGUCGGGUGCGUCCGGCGCGAUUGAGCUAGUGAGUGGUGACUCGUACUCGACUGCCGGCUCGGUGUCGAUUGCUUCGGGUAGCAGUACCCUGGGCCGAGCAGGCUCGGUGUCGAUUGCUGCCGGCAUGAGCGGCGAGACCAUCGGUGGUGCUAUCGCGAUGGUGUCCGGCGAUGGGCGCGCUGCGUCUGGCGACGUUGAAAUCCAUUCGCGAGACUCUACGCGAGGCAGUUCUGGCUCAGUCAGCAUCUCGACCGGCUCGUCGGCCAUAGACCAGUCGGGGUCGCUCUCAAUUACCACAGGCAACGCAACGACUGGGUUGGUCGGUCCGGUGACGCUUUCAGCCGGUUUUGCGACGUCGACGUUUGGUGCCACCGUUAUUGUCGCGGCGGGUGCUUCGGGAUACUCUACCGGCGGUGACUUGGAUUUGUCGUCUGGCGCGGGUCCCACGUCUGGCGCAGUGCGCAUCGCGUCGGCUACGUCGAGUGCCACGUCCGGUGCCGUUCACGUCACGUCGGCUACGAGCAAGACGAGUGGUGCCGUGUCCGUUACGUCGGGAGCGGCUACGGCAGCAUCUGCGGGCUCUGUGAUUAUUGGCGCCGGCAAGAGCCAAAUCGCCGGUGCCACCGUCGAGAUCCUCGGCGGAGAUAGUGCAACACUCGAUGCUGGCUCUGUGUCGCUUGUCGCAGGCUCCACACCUACUGGUGUCGGCGGCGAUCUUCGCCUCUCGUCGGGCUUUGGAGUGGCCUCCGGCGCCGUCACCAUGGCCAGUGCGACCUCGACGACUGGCGCUAGUGGCACCGUCACGAUUACCACGGGCGCUGCUGUCAACAGUGGUGCUCUUGCGAUUGGAAGCGGCGACGGUCUGGAGACGGGUGGUGUGACGACCGUGUCAAGCGGUCGUGGCAGCCGUCGUGGUGGCGACAUUUCCAUCCUUAGCGGCGCUUCGUCCUCGGGGAUCGCAGGCUCUAUUGCACUUUCGGGUGGCGAGGGCUCCGUCGGCGGCGACGUUAGCGUCACAGCCGGCACCAACGGCCAGCUCGUGCUCCAGAACGUGGCGCAAACGGCGUCGAUCAUUGUGGACCCGUCGGGUAGCGUCUCGGUGACGUCUGGCGCCGACGCACCGCUGAGUUUGUCCAGCGGCAGCGACACUCGUAUGGUCGUUGGUUCGGGCGAGCUCACGGUGACCCACAGCGAGUCGGAUAUCAAGGGUGACGUCGUCAUGCGCGUACGUGCAAACGAAGUCAUUACGCAUGUGCCGGCGCAGUUUACGUCGAUCACGUACCCGGGAGACCGUCGUAUCAAGACCGAGAUCCAGGACGUUGACCAAGAUGACUUGCUCCAGCGCCUUCAAAACAUCGAGGUCAAGCAGUACCGGUACAGCAAGCAGUGGCAGUCAAUCGGGCACGUCUCCAACGAGGUUGUGCGCGGUGUCAUUGCGCAGCAAGUGGCCGAGACCUUUCCCGAGUACGUCAAGGUCGGCUCGUACGCGUUCCCCGAGAAGAACUUUUCGAUGCAGUCGUUUCACAACAUCAACAAGCAGGCGCUGAGCAUCGAUCUUCUUGCGGCGAUGCAAGCACAGUACAAGCGCAUUCGCCUCGGACGCAACGAGCCUCACGCCACGGGACGCAUCGACAUUACGACGGCCGACGCAGAAGCCAAGGCGACGGGCGACCUUCUCUUGCGCUCCGGUAUGUCGGCGACAGCGGCUUCGGGCAACAUGCUCGUUCAAACUGGCGACGCCAACUCUGCAGGCUCCAUUGUGCUGGCCGUCGGUGACAGCCAAUCGCGUGGCGGCUCAAUCCAACUGCGCGCCGGUGAGUCGUCUGGAAGUGACGGGGGUGCUCUCUUGUUGGCGACGGGUGCUGGCUUGACGAACUCGGGCGCGCUCGAGCUUGUGUCCGCACGUGCCGACGGUGCAAGUGGCACUAUCACACUGGCAAGCGGCGCCGCACCUACGUCGGGCGCCGUCGUGCUUGAGACACGCGACGCUAACCAACCAGGCAACAUUAUGUUGUCUACUGGGCGCUCGAGUACGGGUACAGGCGGCACGGUCCAAGUGCACGCUGGCUCGGGCAGCACGGGCGGUAGUAUCCGCCUCAUGUCUGGCCGCGGAUCGAGUCCCGGUGAGCUUGCACUCGGCAGCCCAACGGAUGCGGAUGCAACGGGCUCCGUCACGAUUGCAACGGGCGCGACCACAAGUUCAACUGGCAAAGCGGGAUCGCUCGCUCUGCGUGCUGGUGCCGCCGCGACGGUUAUGCUUGACAAGGACGUUGCCAUUGCAUCGGGCGGCUCGGCCGCGCAGAGUGGGUCCAUUGCUCUCAUAUCAGGGCGUGGCACGCAGCAGUCGAGUGGCGAUGUCCGCAUCCAAACGGGCACGGCAUCGGAGCACGCUGGAUCUAUCAACAUGGCCACGUCCGACGGCGCGCGCGGCGGUGACGUACGAAUCUUGGCAAGUGGCAGUCUCGCUCUGCAAGGUGGUCUGCGAGGCAAUGUCUCGAUCCGUGCUGGCGGCCAAGAUGACAAUGAAGCGUCAGCUCGCACUAGAAUUGACGUGGAAUCCAAUGGAAGCUUCCGCGCUGCAAGUAACACCGUGGUGCUUUCCAGUCGGGAAGACCUCGACAUUACUGGCGGACCUGUUCGCGUUUCUGGGACGUCAAGUACGACACACGGUGUCGCCAUCUCUGCCCACGAGAAGAGAGGGUCAAUUCAGCUCUCUGGCGGUCACUCGGGUGUUUCCUCGCACAGUGCUACGAUUACGCUCGGCCAUCCCAGUGACGAAAAGAUGACAGAGUCAAUCGUGAUUGCAAGCGGUGUCGGCAAUGCCAUCUCGGGCACGGUCGUUCUCAAGUCGUCUUCUGCCGCGUCGUCGGGUGUCGUGGAGCUCACGACUGGCGAAAGCACUCUCUCCAGUGGUGACGUGCUUUUGUCGACAGGCAACAGCGGCGAGACGGCUGGUCGCAUUGUCCUCGCGCCUGGCUCGGGCAAGCCUACGGUAUGA